Anopheles cruzii is the source of this 1475-nucleotide messenger RNA. Its product is annotated as otefin. NCBI's taxonomy places the organism in Eukaryota, Metazoa, Arthropoda, Insecta, Diptera, Culicidae. The transcript has a single exon. Bases 1 to 1428 code for a protein of 475 amino acids. The record is from RefSeq and is a predicted model, not a curated record.
AUGGAUGAAUCAUUUGACGAACUGUCGAACGACCAGCUGCGGCUGCGGCUGCUCGAGUACGGUCUCUCAAACACGCCGGUUACGAGCACGACCCGGAAGGUGUUGCUGAAGAAGCUGAAAAAUCACGUUUCCGGCGGUACCGGCACACCCAAGGGACGCCGCGAAACGAUACACACCACCAAGCACUCGUCGGACGAGGACAACGAACCGCUUCCCGGGACGCCCGGUUCGGUCACCAAAAAGGGAGCGUCCACGAGUAAAAAAGAAUCGGCGGCCAGCAGCAGCAGCCGGCGUGCCACAAUCGCCGUGUCGAAACCGGCCAAACCUGUUUUUGUUGGCUCGUCAUCAACACAACCACCGGUGGCAACCAAACCUGACCCGCCGCCACCGCAACCCGUUCAAACUCCGUCGAAACGCCGAUCGGGAAGAAUCACACCGGUUCAGGGGGCGAAGGGCGAAACUCCACUGAUAACCGUUCCCGAUGUGCCCCCGAUACAGGAAGAUUCGGACGAUGACAUGAUACCGUUGAAUCAGUUGACACGGCGUGAUCGAAAGUCCAAGAGUCCAUCACUGUCCCGGGCUGAAAUGCUUACGACGUCGUACGUGCAUCAGGUGGACGUGGGCCGAGGCCUCCCGUCUCAACCGAUCUUCGAGGAGAUGGAAGUCGAUCCCGAGACUGCUAGUAACGCGGAAAUCGAAACGAUCGUGCUCGAUGAUGACGACGAGAUGGAACUGGCAUCGGCUCCGACCAUAUUUCAACAGCCGCCUGCCCCGGCCCCGGCGCUAAAAGAAACUCGGUACGAUCGCACCACCACAACGCAGUCGGUUGAAAGUACCCGGACAACGUAUACCAAGGGCCGGCAGGAACUGUUCGAUGGCGAUCGCGGCAGCAGCAGCAGCACCGUUCCGCCAUCAAGGCCAACUCCCAACAUCACAAAACCCUCUACCUAUCGUGCCAGUGUGGCCACUACUCGGGUCGACAAGGCACCGGUCUACAAUCCGACCGACUCGCCGUAUCUGAGUGAGUUCACCAAGCGACUGUCUCGUUUGCGAGCCGAAGCAGCGGAACAGUCGUUAAUCGGUGGCGGCGACGACGAAGGCGACUUGCCAUGGAGACGCACCACGAUGGCAUUCGGUGAUCGAGCAGGAGGAGGAAACGGUACGAGUACAUUCCGGUCGACUUACGGAGCAAGGGAAAGUUAUAAUCCACAGCCAGCACCACCGUCUACCGGCCGGUACAGAGCGAUGGCCCGCGAAUCGGUGGCCCCCUAUACCAGCGGGUCCAAGCCAGGCAAAACGGACAGCUUUCGGUCUUCGGUCCGUCAGAGCAUACUGGCGUUCGAUCAGCGGUACAGAAUUCAGAAGUUGUUCUACACAGUUAUCGUUCUUUUGGCGGUUAUUUUUAUAUUCGUGUUUUUCUUCCUCUAAAAAUCCUCAGUCGAAGCGUGGUGCCUACAGGGCGCCACCAAUGCAAU